UGUGGCGGUGUGGCAGACCGCGGACGGCGCGGGCGCGCGUUCCGCGAUGAGCGCCCGCCCUGUGCGACGUUUGCGAUACCUACACGGCUACUCCGCGAACCGCGCUCUCCGGUGAACCCUACACCACGUUUUGUUGACAAAGUCGUUUUAAAUCCGCGUGUGUUAAUCUAAAAAAAAAACGUGUUCGUUACGUUUUCUUGAUUGCGCCGAUAAGCCAACUCUUUGUCCAAUAUGUCGAACUAAUUACCUUCUAGUUGGCAAUGACUUGUCGUUUGGUAAUAAAAACUUAAUUUCCAAUGAUGUAUCAAUAAAGAAUGAACAUGUCUCAUUAUUAAUAACGAAUAAUAAUGAAGUUACGUUGUUCGGUGUAGUGCGUUAGGAGUGUUUUGUGUUUUUUUUUGUUUUUGUGAUCCACCAGUGCCAAGGUAAACCCGUCAAAAUGAUGCAAGGAUUGUUGGAUUCGCUCUACAAAAUCUAUUCAGAUUGGCGCGCUCCGAUGGCUGACGAAUCUGAGGCGGCGAGGGCGAGACGCGCGCCGGCGCCCCCGCCGCGGCAAACGGCGCGCCCGCCCGAACCCCGCCCCGACCAGGACCCGCCGUCCGUCCGCAUGCCGGCCCCCCCGCGGCUCAUCCGGCCGUCCGAACACCUCGCGAUAGUGGAGCGAUCGAGAGAGCGACGACCGCCGCCGCUCGUUCCUUCCGUGACCGUCGUGCACGGUCCGAGACCGUCGCUUCCGUCGGCUUUACCCCCGCAACCGGUAUACAGACACGUCACCCCGCCGCCAAUGAGGAUGCCUGCCCCGCCGCCAGUUUCCGCCCCUCCUGCGAUGAGGCCUCCACAACCUAGAAGAGAUAUACAGCCUCAGCCACCAGUCCACGCUCAGCCCCUGCCGUCUGCGGUGCCCGCGUCUACGUGUGCCGCGCCUCGGACCAUCGUCAUACAGCGUCCAGACGCAAGACACGGCUUCGGUUUUACAUUAAGACAUUUAGUCGUUUAUCCGCCGGAGUCGAUUCAAGACCUUUACGAAGAUGCGCGGCAUUUGGCCGUGGGCGCGGUGGGCGCUCCAAUGGACACAAUCUUCGUAAGAUCGGUCCGGCCGGGAGGACCAGCAGCGCUGGCAGGGCUCCGAGCCGGCGACCGGGUGCUAGCCGUCAACGGCGAGCCGGUCGCGUGUGGACGAUCACGAGCACCGUACGCGAGGGUCGUGCAACUAGCCCAGAGAGAACCAAGAAUACUGAGGCUCACCGUCGUACCAAGGGACCACGAUCUGCUGCAAAGGUAUUUCAGCGAAGCCGCGUACAAUCCUGAAACGAAUCAGCGACCUCUAGACAUGCCUGCCCCUGUGGCGGAACACGAGCGAUUGUUCGACGCUCACCGGAGACCUAGGGCUGCGCUCCCGGCUCCACAGGCGCCUCUUCGACACAGAGACGACCCUGAGUACGCGAGCGUGGCUUCCAUCGCACCGUCGCGGUUCGAUAUGGGACGGCUGAGCGCUCCGCACUACCUUAUGCAUGAUGGAAGACGAGAAUCGGAUACUUCGCUGCCAUCAUCGGCCACAGAAAGCAAAGACAGUCUCGGUUCGUUCGACUCGAAUUCGACUCUGACGGGCCGAGAAAUAGACGACUCGAUCAUCCUCUCGAGAAUACGAAAGAGCUUGGAGCAGAAGGAAGCUUUCCUGAGGCGACCCAGCCAGCCAAUCGGAUGGGUGACGCCUGACGUCCCCCCGUCUAUCAAACAGAAGGAGUUCUACGCGAGGCCGCAGAAGUUGCAGAAGCCUGCGUGGCCUCCCCCCGCAGCGUCGCCCCCCCUCGCCUCGUCUCCGCCUCCGCAGCCCGCACAGGAGCAAAAGAAAGAUGAAUGCGCGAGCGUGGACAGCGGAACCUUCAGCGGCUAUGGAGAAGUUAACGGUGCCGCCGACAAGACCAGACUAAAACAGGACAAAAGUCAGUUUGUGACAACCCUAUCGAAAAUACAUGAGCUGUUGCCGACCAACGGUCAGAAUGGCUUGACCAAUGGCUCUGCGAACGGCAAAGUUAACAUUAAGGAAGAACUCGAAAACAAUCAAGAUAACAAAUAUCCUGUACCAGAGUUGCAGCUUGUGACCGCCCGAACGAGGCAGCUCGAAGAAGCCCGCGGCGGCGGCGAGAGGAGAACGGAGGUAGCUAGAAGUGAAUUGGCCAGACUCUCCACCACCAGACUGGAACCGAGCGUCGCUCUGAGGCGUAAGGAGUUUGAGAAUAAAACAGCCAGGAGGGAGGCUCGGUCUCUCGAUGUGCAACCGCAACAAGAUAUAGAAACGGAAGCGACGAUCGGCGGAAGUUUGUCAGGGAACCAACUGAUGAUCACCGGCAGCAAACAUUUGCAUUGUCCCCCUCCGGAAGGAUUCGUGCCCGAAACAGAAAAGGUUCAAAUGCGAACAAGGUCUAAUAGCACCGGCAGUGAAGGAUUGCCUAUUAGAAGACAUCAUGCCACAGAUGGCAGUCACGCGAAGAGACGUAUGGGCCUGAACAGAGAACAAAUGGAGGCGAUGAAUCGAGUGUCGCUGCUGGGUCCGCAGAGGCCGACGCAGCUCAGCCUCGCGCCGCCGCCCGCCUCCGCCUCGCCCUCCCCCACGCCCAGCACGCCCGCCGACUCAGGUUUUGCCGAUGACUUAGUCACGAGAAGACAGAAGAAGGACGCUCAACUUGGCGAAGAAGAACGUGCGAUGCGGAGGGUGUCGUAUCUAAAAGCGACGUGGGGCGAUCGGUUGCACUUGGACAGUGACGUGGAGCCAGACGGCGACCACCACGCUCUACGGAGCCCCGAGAAGAAGUGUGAUGAAGAAACAGCGGAAAAUUCAGAGGAAGCCAUUGAGGGAGAUGUUGAAGGCAACGUGCAGGUCAAGAUGGUGGUCAGCAAUGGCAAGAGAGCGAGCGAUAGAUCGUGGAAGCAAGUAUGGGCAGUGCUACAGGGCACUAAGCUGUACCUGUAUCGUCACCAUCCAGCUCAGAGUCCCGGUGCUGUGACGGCUGCCAGCGCGGACUCUCAGCAGUCACGCGACGCUCUAGAUGUACGCUACUCUUUGGCAGCACUCGCCGACGACUACACGAAGCGUAAACAUGUCGUCAGAGUCACUACGGCAGCGGGCGCUGAGCUACUGUUACAGGCGGAAGGUGCGGCUGACGCUCAACGAUGGCUGGCCGCGUUGCGCAGACACUCUGCGGAGCCCCCUCCAGCGGAGACCACGCCUGCCCAGACCACCACUCCAGCACCUGCUUCAACAGUAGCCCCUGCCGACUCCCACUCGCCAUUACCACCGCAAAGAAGCAAGAAAAUCGGAAGGAAUAGGUCACCUACUGGCCCACCAACUCCUACCUUGCCGUCUUCGCCGAAGAACAAAACGUGGAAGGGUCGGGUGGCGAAGCAGCUGCGUCGCAUGCACGGCGGCAACACGACGAGCAGCCCCCCCGUGAACGUGACCGGCUGGCUCGGGGCGCCACUGGAGCGCUGCCCCUCGGACCCGGAGCACCCGCUGGUGCCGCGCGCUAUAACCUUACCGGCACAAGCUGUCGAGGCUUACGGUCUGCGCACGGUGGGAGUGUACCGCGUGCCGGGCAACGCGGCGGGCGUGGCGGCGCUGGCGGGCGCUCUGGAGCGUGGCGCGCCGCCCGCCGCCGGGGACCCGCGCUGGGCGGACGUGCACGUCGCCUCCAGCCUGCUCAAGGCUUACCUGCGACGACUACCCGAUCCUCUGCUCACUGCACACCUAUACCCUGCUUUCAUCGCCGCCGACCAGUCGCCGGACCGGGCCCGGGAACUGAAGCGGCUCGUGCACGCGCUGCCCGAAGCUCACUACGAAACGCUCAAGUACCUGAUCCAGCAUUUGCGUAAAGUGGUCGCGCAUUCGGAGGUCAACCUGAUGGACGCGCGGAACUUGGCCAUCAUGUUCGGCCCGACGCUCGUGCGCGCCGCCAGCGACGAUAUGCUCGCCAUGGUCAACGACAUGUCCAGUCAAUGUCGCAUCAUAGAGUCCUUCUUAACACAUUACGACUGGUAUUUCGAAGAAGAGGAAGGCGACCCCCCAAUGGAGCCGCCCCCCUCCGCCGACGAGCUGUCCCCCGCGCCCGCACCCUCCAGAGAUUUACUCAUACAUAAUGUUAAGAAAAUUGAAGGUAAAGAUGUAUCCACACGAGACAUAGUGUCGUCGAUAAUUUCGGCCGCCAAUCGCAAGAUUCAGCGCAAGCCGCGCACGAAGCCCGAGAAGAAGUGGCCCGAGCCGGACAAGAGGAGCGAGGUGUCCCCCGGCGGCUCCCCCCCGCCCUCGCCCCUCGCCUCCCCGCCGCCCCACCUCACUACCUCGCUCGCCGACUACGACGGCUUGCCGCACAACUGCACGGGACAACAAGAUAGAGUUAACAAAAUUGUGUUGGAGGCGAUGAGCACGGUGGGCCGCACUCGCCAGGAUCUCUCGCGACAUUCGCACGCCCUCACAAACAUAACUAUAGACGGAACCGGAGACUUGGUGACAUCUCUGACCAGCACGUUCGACCAGAAGCUGCGGACUUUGAACAACUCAUCGCCGCUGGAUGACGGCAGCAUUCCGUACGCAGACGAAGGACACGACGAGCCCGAGGGCGAGUCCUCGUCGGAGGGACCGCAGCCUCCCUCCCCCGCCUCCCCCGCGUCUCGCACUCCCGCGCACGAACUGAAGGCGGCCUGGCUCGCGCGCGACCAUCGGCACUCCUCCUCCUCGUCCGACGACACCGAGCCGCGCGUGUGGCCCGCGCCGUGCCGCGCCGCGCCCCGCCGCGCCGACCCCGCCGACCGUGACCCCGACGACUCCGAGAAGGAGAACUGCGCCGCGCCCGCCGACCGCGACAAGGACGUGGACACGCGGUCGCAGGCCUCCAGCGGCGGCACGCUGCCCGACAACGAUAAGUCCAUGGACCGAACGUACAAGCCGUACUCCACGCCGCGGCCGCCGCUCGACUGUGCCAAGCGGAACAGCGCCGCGCUGGACGCCCGCCCCGACCCCGGCCGCGACAACCAGGACGCCGACGGCGUCAAACUCAAACGCUCCGGGUCCCUAAACCGCGACUCCGAAAAGAACGAGGCUCGCGUACUGCGCUCCGAGAGCCUCAACUGCCGCAGCGAACGGCUUCAGCGCUCGGAGUCGCUCAACAAGGGCGAGCGGCUGACCAAAUUUGAGAAGGGCGAGUGGAACGUGGUGAAGAGGCGCGAGGGCGGCGCCUGGCGCUCGACCAAGCUGAAACGCAAGAACGGCAUGCCGGAGCGCGGCAUCAAGCGGCGGCACACCGUGGGCGGCACCAAGGACUUCGACAAGGACGGCUGGAGCGCGCGGCACACGCGCACCUCGUCGCCGGACCUCACGCUGCUGCCGCCGCACCCGCUCGAGUCGCACGUGUGACGUCACGCCGCCCCGACCUAACCGUUCAUCGCCACCGAUGCGACGUCGCGGAAUCUUCAUUUCGAGAGAGGCUAUUAUUUUGAUUCGAUUCAAUUGACUGAAUAGAUUAGGUCACAAUAUCUUUACGAUAUCUGCAUAAACAUAAUACUCAGUCGUGAAAUUUCGACGUUUCAUAUUUCGAUUCGACAUAUUCAAAACUAGGUCUAAUCAAAUCGUAAUAGACGGUGCAAAACGAAAAUCUUAUAUAAUGAGUACUUUAUCGGUGCAAUACAAAGACAAGACACGUAGUUAAAAUUAUUUUGAUUAUCAACAAUUAGUUGAAAUUUCUAAACGAACGUAGCUCACUAUACAAUGCCAAAGAAUGAUUAAUAAAACCGAGAUAUUUUUGAGGAUUUUGCAUGCGCGGAGGGAACGAAUCAGUGAUCGGAAUGCGAGGACUAGGAUGAUAACAACGUUUGACAUCAUAUCAAGAAAAUUUAAUCGCCGUAUUGUAGCGAUCAUCGAGACGGCGACACCACGAAUAUGGACACAAACGUAGUUCCACUCAGAGGCAGGUCGUGUUGGGAACGUUCCCGAAAUCGAACACAGGAGACAACGCCCGGACACAAAAUAAAAUACGGCAGUCGAAAAAUUAAAUUUCGCGACAUAACGUUUACAUUACUGGUUCAUCACAUCGCAUAUACGGUGCACUUAUGCAAUUUUCGUUUACACUGAACUGAGCAUGUGAAAAUAUAUUUUUUUAAUAGUUAUUAGUAUGACGAGAGAGAUUUUUGAUUUUACUGAUGAAGUUGUAGUUUAAAUAUUAUCAUUUUAUUUCUAUAGCCUAGCAAAACUAUAAGAAGCUGUUGAAUUUUCCAACGU
Messenger RNA from Bombyx mandarina (wild silkworm), 6268 nucleotides. It is a transcript of the gene RhoGAP19D, whose product is annotated as Rho GTPase activating protein at 19D. Lineage: Eukaryota; Metazoa; Arthropoda; Insecta; Lepidoptera; Bombycidae. The record is from RefSeq and is a predicted model, not a curated record.